Molecule: messenger RNA, 1804 nt
Organism: Acanthochromis polyacanthus (spiny chromis)
Lineage: Eukaryota; Metazoa; Chordata; Actinopteri; Pomacentridae
Product: dnaJ homolog subfamily B member 6-like
Exons: 8
Coding region: 204-1022 (272 amino acids)
Biological process (GO): protein refolding; positive regulation of proteasomal ubiquitin-dependent protein catabolic process
Cellular component (GO): cytosol; endoplasmic reticulum membrane
Molecular function (GO): Hsp70 protein binding; ATPase activator activity
Source: RefSeq, a predicted model, not a curated record
GACAAAGAAGAAGAACCAGAAACAGGAAGUUGCGUCUAAUGUGAGAAACUGCAGGCUAGUGAACAUGAAUAAAGCUUUACAGCUUCUGUUGCUGCCUAAUUAGUAAAACUCUUCGUUCCCUCUUUAUCUGCUGAGACCACGGACAGCAGUACUUAAAUCGGGUGCAUCAAGCUCUCUGAAGUUUCUCCAUUCAUCCACUCGUCAUGGUGGACUACUACCAGAUUUUGGGAGUACGAAUGGAUGCGUCUGCAGAUGACUUAAAGAAAGCAUACAGAAAGCUGGCUCUGAGGUGGCAUCCGGAUAAAAACCCAGAGAACAAGGAGGAGGCUGAAAAGAAGUUCAAGGAGUUGUCAGAGGCUUACGAAGUCCUGUCAGAUGCCAACAAGAGGAGCAUAUAUGAUCAUUACGGCAAAGACGGGUUGACAGGGAGCAAUGGCGGAAGAGGAAACCACUUUCACAAUGGAGAGCAUUUCCACGAGCCAUUCACAUUCCGUAACCCAGAAGAUGUUUUCAGGGAAUUCUUUGGUGGAAGAGACCCAUUCGCAGAUUUUUUCGGUGCAGAUCCUUUUAGUGAUGAUCCAUUUUUCAGCAGUGGUCGGCAGCAGCAAAACCGGGCAAGUCGCAACCGAACAAGUGGCUCAUUUUUCGGGGGCUUUGUUGGUUUUCCUCCUUUUGGUGCUGGCUUCUCACCUUUCAACCCAGGCUUUGGUUCUUUUGGCUCCAUGAGCACCAUGGGUCACAUGAGUCAUAUGGGUCACAUGGGUCACAUGACAACAAUGGGAAAUCUGGGAGGUGGAGGCUUCACUUCCUUCUCCUCAGCCUCCUUUGGAGGAGGAGGUGGAGGAAGCAUGGGUAACUUCCGCUCUAUGUCCACCUCCACCAAGAUCAUCAACGGCAGGAAGAUCACUACGAAAAGAAUUGUGGAGAAUGGUCAGGAGCGGGUGGAGGUGGAAGAGGAUGGACAGCUGCGGUCACUAACCAUUAACGGGAAGGAACAGUUGCUGCGACUGGAACACAAGUGAAGACACAAGCAUCCUCUGCUGGAGAAGUGUUACCUCAGCACAAACAUCCCAACAAACUUGAGCUGGAAACAGAAAGGAAAAAAUGCAACAAAACAAUGUAAUAAUAGUGCUACUAUUAGUUGGAUGUACAUACUUUAUUUCCCUUCAUGUUCUCUGCCUGCUGACUCAUUAAUUAACCACCGAUUCAAAUCAGAGGAUUGGGAUGCAGGCUUUUCUAUGCAUUUUUUUGAGUGUAUUUCUGAAUUGGAGCUGUCCUUAUAUUUUUGCUCAGGGUGGUGUUAUUCUUUCAGUGUUUGGGACCACAGUAUUGUUUUGAUAUGACCAGACCCCUUCUCUUGCAGUACUUUCUGUAUACACUCCACUAUGUCAUUCUGUGUGCAGACAGCACACAUUGUUUUCAGAAAACAAUAUGACUGCUUUUUCAUCUGAAUGGAAAAAUAUGUUGACUUUGAUUUUAAAUAGUGAGUAGGAAUAACUGAAGAGUUGUCCCCCCUCUCUCUUUACUGCUUGUCUAACCUCUUCUUGUUAAUUCUUUUUUAUUUAUAAAAUACAAUGCUGGUAGGAUGAGUUAUGCAAUUUUAUAUGUUCUAAUACCAAUAUGUUUUGGUUUAUUUGAUUAUGCAUGUACUCCUGUUGAUGUUGGGUCUUAAUGUUAAACUGCAUUAUGAUGCACAAAUGAUGGAAGGCGUUCAACAAAUUCUAUAUGAAUAUCGAAGGAAUUUUGUGUACUUUGUAAACCAAUAAAUCUUGAGUUCCAUCUUGUUUUCAGGAUGCUAAAAUCA